Messenger RNA from Stylophora pistillata, 471 nucleotides. RefSeq lists its product as uncharacterized. The record is from RefSeq and is a predicted model, not a curated record. Lineage: Eukaryota; Metazoa; Cnidaria; Anthozoa; Scleractinia; Pocilloporidae.
AUGGUUUUCUAUACAAAUCCUUACCUUAGAUGUCCGAAUCAACGCGAGGAAAGGUCCAGUGAGCGGAGAAAACGAAAUUCAAUUGAAGGCAUCAAAGAAGUAGUUCCCGCCAAAAUUUUCCAUGUCUCCAUUGAUAUUGCCUUAAAAGAUCAUGACUACGUGGUAAAGGAAGACAAAGUUCACGGAAUAAAUGAAUUCAAGGAAAAGGAAUGUGUGUCUGUUUCUUGUCAAACGGACAUUGAUCACCAACAAACGGACGAUUUGAUGAAAAAUGUGUCGAUGCUAAAAGCGGAAAACAAAAGAAUUCGAAACGAACUCAAUGAUAAGCCAGCAUUAUCACGAAAACUUUCCAUGGACGAUAUACUGAAAAAUGACAAAUCCGUGAAAUUCUACACGGGAUUUCCAACAUUGGCCUGUCUUAUGGCGAUAUUUAAUCUUCUGAAACCUGCAGCCGAGAAACUGAAAUACUAG